Nicotiana tabacum (common tobacco) is the source of this 1498-nucleotide messenger RNA. RefSeq lists its product as uncharacterized. Gene Ontology annotation, molecular function: double-stranded DNA binding. Gene Ontology annotation, biological process: regulation of DNA-templated transcription. The record is from RefSeq and is a predicted model, not a curated record. Lineage: Eukaryota; Viridiplantae; Streptophyta; Magnoliopsida; Solanales; Solanaceae.
UUUAGUCGAAAAGAAUAUAGAAACUCAAAAUAGCACUUUUCGACAAUCCGAGAGAGAAAGAGAGGGAGAGCAAGAUUACAAUAAACACAAGAAUCUAUAAAAGGAAGUAUUUUUCUACUGUUGCAACGUUAAUAGCAAAAUAGGUAAACGAUAUGUUCCUCAGUUUCAGAGGCAAAGCUGUAGCUGUAUCCACAUUUCAGGGUUUCAAAUCCCAAUUUGUCUAUUCAACAAGCGCUACACCUGCCCCGGCCCAUUUCUUGGUGAAAUACCUGGUUGAUUCUCUGGGAUUUUCCAAACAAGAAGCAACCUCUACAUCUUCCAAGGUAACUUCAUUCAAAACCUUAAAGAAUCCCGAUUUAGUCCUCAAUUUCUUGAUACAAAGUGGUUUGGACAAGACCCAAAUUAAAAAAAUAGUUUCUAGAGAACCCACAUUGCUAUUCCGUGAUGUUUCCAAAAUCCUAAAACCCAAAUUCCAGUGCCUUAUGGAUCUUGGAUUAUUCGGGUCGGACCUGGCGAAUGCAAUUGCUAAAGAUACAACAAUUUUUGAUCGAGGUUUAGAUACGCAUUUGAGACCUACCAUUGAUUGUCUUAGGAAAACUUUGGGCACCGAUGAAAAUGUAGUUAAGGCUAUAAAGAAAACUCCUUGGUUGCUUUCUUUUGGUGCUCAUCAUACUAUUGAGGCUAAUGUAUUAUUGUUGAAAAACGGUGGUGUUUCUGAUGUGAAACUAAAAACACUUGUGCUUAGAAAUCCUAGGUAUAUUAUCCAAAAGUCUGACUGGGUUAAGGAUUUGUUGCAUAGGGUGGAGAAGGAUUUUCGAGUUCCACUUCACUCUCCUAUUUUUCCUUACGGAUUUCAUACGUUAGCCUGUCAAAGGAAGUCUACAUUGGAAAGAAAGAUUGAAAUUUUCAAGAGUUUUGGAUGGUCUGAUAAUGAUCUACUCGAGAUGUUCAGGAAGCUACCGCUUUGUUUUACUCAAUCAGAGGUUAGAAUUAAGAAAGCAUUGAACCUUUACAUGAAGGAGCUUGGUUUUGGACCUACUUACUUAGCUUCUCAUCCUGCAAUUUUGGUCUAUAUUCUGGAAAAAAGGGUGGUACCUCGGAUGCAGGUCUUGAAAGUUUUGGAUGAAAAGAAGCUUAAGAGGAGAAAGUGGAGUCUUUAUCCUGUGCUGAUGUUAACAGAGUCAAAGUUCAUAGACUAUUUUGUGAUGCCCUACAAGGAUCAGAUACCUGAUCUGUAUGAAAUACACAUGAAAACUCUGGCUCCUUAACAGUUAUAGUCAGUGUUACCAAGAGUCAUUUCUGUCCCAAUAAAGCAAACAUAUGAUUACAGUAUUGUUUGUCAUUUCAACUUAUUUUGCUUUGUAGUGACUAAAUGUUUUCCGGAGAAAGGCACCAAUCUAAGUAUCUUUAGUAUUUGAUAAAUGUCUAGCUAGCUCAUAAAUGUCUCUCUUUAUGUCUUAAAUACCUUACUUCAUAAGAAAAAAUGUCUCUCUUUAUA